Molecule: messenger RNA, 1621 nt
Organism: Mugil cephalus (flathead mullet)
Lineage: Eukaryota; Metazoa; Chordata; Actinopteri; Mugiliformes; Mugilidae
Gene: zdhhc4
Product: zinc finger DHHC-type palmitoyltransferase 4
Exons: 6
Coding region: 402-1448 (348 amino acids)
Biological process (GO): peptidyl-L-cysteine S-palmitoylation; protein targeting to membrane
Cellular component (GO): Golgi apparatus; endoplasmic reticulum
Molecular function (GO): protein-cysteine S-palmitoyltransferase activity
Source: RefSeq, a predicted model, not a curated record
UGUUUACAGGUGCCUACCGUGAGCAUGGACCAAAGAGGAGGCUAAUAGGCACACCUCAAACCGACUAAAUUAUGCCGACGGGACAUAAAAACGGGAGAGCGGCUGUGUGUAACCUCGACUAGACUAGUGAGAAGGAAAUAAACACGACUUCAGGGAAUAAAGGAGAACUCGACUUGUAGUUUUGCUAACCGUUGGCGUUACACUCAGUGCUAGCAUGCUAACUUGUUCGAGCCGUUUUAGUAUACUUGCGAAUGUUUUUCAUUUUUAAAGCGUUCAAAAGUGUAAACGACGUAUCUACACGCGCCUAACUACGCCCCCUUUUUGUGGUUGCUACCUGCUCGUGGUGACUUUGUACCACAAACACCUGUUGUUGGGUUCUUUGUGAUGCUGCCAGGUGAGACAUGGACUUCCUCACUCUGUUCGCUAUCUACGUCGCGGUGGUGCUGGCAUGUAUAGCACUGGUCUGCAAAUACUCGGGCCAGCAGCAAACUCCCUUUCACAAGCUCUUCGACUCUGUAACGAAGGUUGUUUCCCCGUUAACACCAAAAUGGCUGCAAAGGUUUUCCCAGCGGACCUUGCACAGGCUGUUUCACCAAAGGAGCAACAUGUUCAUCUACGUGCACAUCCUGCUGGAGGGAGCUGUGUAUGCAGAGUUCACCUACGAGGUGUUCGGCUUCUGCAGGGACAUGGACACCACUCUGAUCAGCCUGUCGGUGCCUUACAUCCUGCUGGUCGUCAAGACCUUCUUCUUCUACCUCUGCAUCAAGAGAGACCCAGGCACAGUGACUAAGAAGAAAGUCGCCAGUCAGAUGCGCAUCUAUUCCUACGACAGGAGACUGUUUCACCCGGGAGUCUCCUGUCCAACCUGCCAGCUCGUCAAACCAGCUCGCUCCAAACACUGCAGGGUCUGCAACCGGUGUGUCCAGCGUUUCGACCACCACUGCGUCUGGGUGAACAACUGCAUCGGCGCUCAGAAUACACGUUACUUCCUGCUCUACCUGUUCAGCGUGUGUGCCAUGGCAGGUGACAUUGCGCUGCUAACCGGAGACAUGCUGCUUCAUGCCGUGCUGCGCUCAGGACUUUUGAGGGCCAGUUAUAUAGAUGAGUACGGCCAGCAGCAGCAAGCAGGACCUGUGUUUAUUGUACAGCAACUGUUUAUGACCUUCCCCCGAAUCGUCUUCAUGCUGGGCUUUCUCAUCUUCGUCUUCUUCCUCCUGGCCGGUUACUCCCUGUUCCACUCCUUCCUGGCUGUCGUCAACCAGACCUCGAAUGAGUGGUACAAAAGUCGAGGUUACGUUUGUCAGCACUGCCACCCGACCGCAGCAGCUGAUAACCUGCGCGGCCCGGCCCCAGACCACUCUAAGAGAUACUACUACAGCCGAGGGUUACUUCGAAACCUGGGAGAGAUUUUCUUUCCACCGCGACCAGUUCAGAAAAAAGAUAGCUGAGGAGAAAAAAAAAAAAGAUAUUGAAUUUAAUUUUGACUUUUUAUUUACUGCUCAACACUAUAAACUAUAAACUUUAAAAAUAAAGUUUACUGAUUUGUAUGUGGACUUUCUGUUUCCCAUAAGUGGUUAUGAUGUCUGCUGUAACAGAUUCCUAAAAAUGCUUUGACAUAUUC